Messenger RNA from Arabidopsis arenosa, 1343 nucleotides. NCBI's taxonomy places the organism in Eukaryota, Viridiplantae, Streptophyta, Magnoliopsida, Brassicales, Brassicaceae. The record is from the annotation of a GenBank genome assembly.
GACUGACAAGAAGAACAAGAGUAAUAGUCAUCGAGUGUUUAUUACGAUUAUGUCCUUAACGAAAUCUUCAGAAGAAGAUUCCUUUAACGGUCGAUACACGUUAUGGAUCAAAGAAGCUUUAGAAGAGCUUCCUCACAAUUUCACAAUCACCGACCCGUUUAUUUCGGGUCACCCGAUUGUUUUCGCGAGCUUAGGGUUUUUGAAAAUGACUGGGUAUUCACUAGAAGAAGUAAUCGGAAGAAACGGUAAAGUUUUUCAAGGACCUAAGACUAAUCGAAGAUCGAUCAUGGAGAUUCGUGAAGCUAUUCGUGAAGAGAGAUCUGUUAUGGUUAGCUUGUUGAAUUAUCGUAAAUCUGGAUCUCCGUUUUGGAUGUUGUUUCAUAUGUGUCCUGUUUUUGGGAGAGAUGAUGGUAAAGUCAUCAAUUUUGUGGCGGUUCAGGUCCCGAUUUCGGGACAAGAACAUCAUCGGAAGCUCGGAGAUAUGUCGUCGGAUCAUUCUGAAUUGGUGUUUGGUUCUUGUCGAAGAGAGGUUUGUUUUGGUAGUUUCGUGCAUCAGAAUCAAGCUUCACCAAUGGAAUGUGUUGAUGAGCAAGGAUUAGAGGAUUGGGAACACUGUGAAGCGAGUGAGUCUGAGAAGCUAAAAGCUGUGGAAGCAAUUAACAAUGUGUUAUCUAUUUUAACGCGUUACAGCGAGUUGAGUGGUAGAUUAGUCUGCGGAAAGCGGUACUGCUUGCGAGGAGUAGAUUGUCUAAGCUCGUCACUAGUUAUUUCUCUCGGUAGAAUCAAACAAAGUUUCGUAUUAACCAAUCCAUGCUUACCCGACAUGCCUAUUAUUUACGCUAGUGAUGCCUUUUUGACACUGACCGGUUACAAGAGACAAGAAGUGUUGGGACAAAACUGCAGAUUUCUGAGUGGGGUUGAUACCGAUUCCUCAGUACUAUACGAGAUGAAGGAGUGCAUCUUAAAGGGACAAUCAUGCACGGUGCAAAUACUAAAUUACAGUAACAGAAAAGAUAAGAGCUCAUUCUGGAAUCUUCUUCACAUAUCACCAGUUCGUAAUGCUUCAGGCAAGACAGCAUAUUUUGUGGGUGUUCAGGUGGAAGCAAGUUGUAGAAACACUGAAAGUAAAGAGCUGAGACCAGAGACAAGGCAACUGAGUGUGGUCGGUGCGGUUAGAGUUGCGGUUAGGAGCUCAUUGAUGGUAACAUGCUAAUAUAUGCCCGAAAGAAAAUGUCUCUUAGAAAGAAGUAGAAAAGAGUAUAUGAAGUGAAUUGGAUAUAUAUACAACUUUACUAUGUUGUAGGUAUAUAAUCAUUUUACUCGAAUAAAGUCUUUAUUAAAAC